AUGGCCCUGAUGCUGGGAGCUGAAUACAGGAAGCAGGGUAUGAGCUGGUACUGGUUGAGGAUCUUGAUAAAGUACAGCUGUCUGACUGGCAGGGCGAUGGCAAAGACGAGAUCAUCAGUCGGCGUGGAUGACCAGUCAGCUGCUCUGAUCCUGGUGCUCCUAUGUGACGGGCAGCUGAACAUUGGUCAGCUGGAGACAGAAUCUGACCCAGGCCUAGAGACUCACCUCCAGGCAGUUCUGACUCUUGUGCCAACAACAAACAGACAGAGUGUAGCUAAAGCUUCGGGGAGCAGACGGCUGGACACCAGUCACGCGUGCAGUGUUCGCUGGGAAGAAGGAUGUAUUGGAGGUUUUACGAAACACAAAGGUUUACCAGCUUUCAUCAUCAAAAAGGCUCUUCAUCUGGCAUACACCCAUAAUGUGUGCAGCAGCAUAGCUUCAGGAAAGAAGAAAAUAUUCGACCUUCUUGUGUCACGGAAAGCUGACAUCAAUCUGAAAGAUGAUGACAACAACAGCCUCCUCCUUCAUUUGGCAUGUGAGCCAGACGAUACGUCAAUUUUACAGACUCUCCUGUCACAGCUUGACAUCAACAUACCAGGUCAACACGGCUGGACACCGGUGAUGAAGGCAGCCGUGAAUGGAAGAAAGGAUGUAUAUGACCUGCUUGUGAAGGAGAAUGCAGAUCUUAAACUGACUGAUGACAAUGGUAACAAUCUCCUCCAUCUUGCUUGCCACGGAGGAAAUGUCUCCAUUGUGAAGAACCUUCUCCCACAAUUUGACAUCAACAGUCGUGGAGGCAAUGGGUGGACGCCGGUGAUGUAUGCGGUUGUCAAUGGACACGAGAUUCUGUUCCACUUGCUCGUGUCCGAAGGGGCGGAUCUCUCUCUAAGGGAUGACUACGACAACUCGGUAUUUCAUUUAGGAUGUCUGGGAGGAAAAAGAGCCAUAGUGAAGGAUCUACUGCAAAAGGCUGAUUUGAACAGUCAGGGAAACCUUGGGAGAACAGGUGUUAUGAAGGCGGCUUGGGCAGGCAAUGCUGAGGUUUUCAAACUUCUUGUGUCAAAGAACGCUGACCUCAAAACACUUGAUGACAACAAAGAUACAAUACUUCACCUGUCCUGCCAGGGGGGUAAAAGCUCCAUUGUGGACUAUUUAAUAGGGGAAGGUUCUGACAUAAAUUGUCGUGGAAAACAUGGCUGGACAGCGGUGAUGAAUGCAGCCUGGUGUGGAAAGAAAGCUGCUUUUCAUCUACUGUAUUCAAAGCAGGUUUCCAUGUCUGUAAACAAGCUGUGCCCUGACACAAUACUUCACCUGGCGUGUGAAGGAGGAAAUAUUCCCAUUGUUCAAUCACUUCUGUCAACAUUCGAUGUCAACAUUCGGGGAAAGAAUGGCCGAACUCCAGUAAUGGCUGCAGCAUGGGCUGGGAAGAAUGAAGUGAUCGACCUUCUGAUGACAAUGAAUCCUGACCUCAAACUGACUGAUCACUACAGCAACAACAUUCUCCAUCUUGCAUGCCGGGGUGGAAAUACAUCAGUUAUUGAGUUUCUCCUGCCGCUGUUUGACAUAACCGUUCCUGGAGAAGAUGGAUUUACACCAUUAAUGAUGGCAGCCUCAGCGGGAAGAAGGAGGCGUACGAUCUGCUUGCAACAAGAGGGGCCGCUAAGCCAUUGCUUACCUCUAAGGGUGAUAAUGUUCUUCAUGCUGCUUGUCAAGGGGAAAUCUGGCCAUUGUAAAGGAAGUGGUUGA
This is a messenger RNA of Haliotis rubra (blacklip abalone), 1746 nucleotides long. Its product is annotated as putative ankyrin repeat protein RF_0381. Gene Ontology annotation, molecular function: protein binding. The transcript is spliced from 4 exons. The record is from RefSeq and is a predicted model, not a curated record. The coding region runs from base 1 to 1746 and encodes 581 amino acids. NCBI's taxonomy places the organism in Eukaryota, Metazoa, Mollusca, Gastropoda, Lepetellida, Haliotidae.